Messenger RNA from Postia placenta MAD-698-R-SB12, 945 nucleotides. RefSeq lists its product as hypothetical. The transcript has 7 exons. The record is from RefSeq and is a predicted model, not a curated record. Bases 1 to 945 code for a protein of 314 amino acids. NCBI's taxonomy places the organism in Eukaryota, Fungi, Basidiomycota, Agaricomycetes, Polyporales, Adustoporiaceae.
AUGACCAAUGCAAUAGUGCCCAAUAUUGCAGCAGCCAAAGCUGCAGAUAGAUGCACCAUGCUUUCAAGGAGAGGUCUGAGACUGAAGGAGGAGGGUGUGGCUGAGUUCAAACUCACACCAUUAUUCUUCUCAUCUGCUUGCUGUGUCAUUGAGCAAAAGGCGAGCAUUGAGGAAAGCACUAACCUCACGAUAGCCCAAAAUUUUCCAGUCUUUCUAGACCACCAGAAAACCUCCAUGGUCGGGGACUUCUGGAACAUUGUUCUGUUUGUAUGGUUCAAGUCAUGGCCAGAAGAGAAAGCCUUGUUCGGUCAAGACCAUGGAGAGCUGUCACUUGAUCAAUGUGUGCAGGUCGACAAGAAAAUCAAGAACUGGUUCAACAAUGAGGUUGUUAAGGGCCACCACACGCAAUCUAUAAAGUCAAUGGAGGCUGUUUUUGCUAGUCUUCUACACCCAAAGGGGACAUGUGCUAAACAAUGGUCAGAAAUCUUCUCCAAUCUGUACUAUGAUAAGAAGAUCAUGCCUGUUGUUCAAGCUGAAGUGGCAGCACAUGUGAAGGAGCCCAUGCAUGCUGAGAUGAUCAAGAUUAUCCAUACUAAGACUCACCCGGUCUUCAAAGAAGCUGAGGACAAUAUCAAGGAGGAAGUUGAGGUCAUCUAUCAGGCAGGACUGGCCUUUGUGUGCCUGCAGUGCCUGCAAAGGGUACAGGAUUGUCUCUUGGCAUUUCUUAAAUACACCUUCAACACGGUUGCUCAUCUCAUGGGCUGGCAUGGGACAGUGAUCUUUGGUGGACCAUCACCAAAAGCAGGCAGCAAGCUGGAGUCAAUCUUUCUUGUUGGCAAAACACCAAGUGGUGUAAACUUCGGUCAAUCUUAUGAGCAGUGGGAAGCCAUCCUUGCCAACUAUGCAGGUUAUCUGAAGGAGGCAUUUCAUAAGUUCCCAAUCUAG